Molecule: messenger RNA, 1548 nt
Organism: Drosophila arizonae
Lineage: Eukaryota; Metazoa; Arthropoda; Insecta; Diptera; Drosophilidae
Biological process (GO): fatty acid metabolic process
Cellular component (GO): cytoplasm
Molecular function (GO): fatty-acyl-CoA binding
Source: RefSeq, a predicted model, not a curated record
UUUUAUUGCAAAACGCAUUUAAAAACAAGUAGCAAACCGUCGGUUGCUGCUUUAUUGUUCGCAUAAACAAAUCUCACUUCAUGCUGAUAAGUAGUUCAUUAUCAGAGAUGCUCGUUUGCUACAAAAAAGUAAAAUAACAACCAACGAAAGCAGCAAUAAUAAAUAUACUGCAUUGAACUUCGACUCGAAGAGAACACGAACUUUGUCACUUCAACACACACACGCACAUACAUACGUAUGCAGUCGAAAGCGUCAGUCGUCGAUGUGGAUGUGAAUCAAUAACCAAAUUCCAGCAACAACAACAACAAAAACAACGACGACGACACCAAUCUGAUAGAUAUUUACAGCGUCAGUUUUGGGUGUCUGCACUUGCACAAGUUAAUUAGCAAUUUUAGUUGAGAGUUAACCAUGGCCAGCAUUGAGGAACGUUUCCAGGCCGCCGUUAAUGUGAUCAAAGGAUUACCCAAAAAUGGACCCUAUCAGCCCAGCAUGAGCAUGAUGCUCAAGUUCUAUGGCCUGUUCAAGCAGGCAUCGGAGGGCGAUUGUUCACCCAAGAAGCCGGCCUUUUGGGAUGUGGUGGGCCGCGCCAAAUGGGACGCCUGGAAUAGCAAUCGGCACUUGACCAAGGAGCAGGCGAUGCAGCGCUAUGUGGAGAGUCUGCAGGAGAUAAUUGAGACGAUGUCAUUUACCGAGAAUGUGCAGAACUUUGUUGGCAGCCUCGACGGCCUGACCAACAUCAACCUGGAUGAACUGGAUCUGGUGUCGCCCGGCAUGCGUGAGCUAGCCGAAUCGCAUCCCAAUUCGCCAUUCCAUUCGCGCACAAACAGUCCGCAGCAUGGCAACAGUGCAAAUGGCAUUGAAGUUGCAGCUGGGAACACGCCCCCAACUGCCGCGUCCACCGAGACCUUAACUAAUGGCCACACAACGCCACUGACCAAUGGCUUUACGAGCAUGAAGGCAAGCAAUGGCUACUCGCCGCUUGAUUCGAGCAACAAUAACAACUACACAAACAACAGCAGCGUGGCCAUUGUGGAGCCAUCCGACGAUGAGUACGACGAUCCCUAUGAAACGAUGCUGCCCCAAGAGCUAACCCAAGCCAUUACGCACAAUACGGAUUUGCUGCGACAAAUCCAGAGCACAGUGGCGAGCAUGAACAGCGACAUGGCUGCAGUGCAGCAGCGUGUGAACAGCAUGGAGCAAACGUUGCUGGAGCUGCGCAAUGCCCAGAAAGUGCAAGCGAAGAGCGGACGUCAGCAGCAGCAGCAGCCGGCCUGGUGGCCAUUCAAGGAUAUUUCGCCAGUGUGGUUUGCAAUGUUGGUGCUGUGGCCGUUCGUGGUGCGACGGUUGGCGCGAAUGGUGGAGAGCAAACGCCGCUGACGGCGCAUUAAACUAGCUUAAUUGGUAUGGUAGUUAAAUUAUAUUCACGGUUAUGGGCACGAGCUUUGUGUGGCUUGAUUUUUUUCUCGAAUGCUUUGCACAUCCUGUACAGAGUUGGCCUUGUAUUUAGUUUCUUAAGAUUUAACCAGUUGCAAUAUGUAUAUUUUAUAU